AUGCUGGACGCCGUGGACCCCGUGGAUUUCCGGGAGCUUCCUGAGGAGGCCAAGCUCUGGCCCAAGUCUGUGCUGGAGCGCUUCCGUCUCACCGGCCAACAGCCCCCCUGGAGCUCCGACCCAGGCACUGAGGCCCUGAUGCUGGAUGAGCCAUCAGAGCUCCAGGUGGAGGCGAACCUGCGGACCGCCGCGCUGUGGCUGAGCCGCUGCGCGGCUCUGGUGGUCGUCGCCGGCGAGGGCAUGGCGGAGGUGCUGGAGCUGGACUCCGGCGCGCGAGGCGGAGCAGCCUGGCCCGGGCUGGCAGAGCUGGGGAGAAGCUUGGACCAGAUGAUGACCACCCGGUGCUUCCGGGAGGAGCCGGAGCUGGCCUGGGACUGCUGGCGCCACUACUUGCGGCGCUUCCGCGACGCGGAGCUGCACGCGGGGUACCGCUCCGCGCUCUUCGGGGAGCCGCCGCUGGGGACCUUCGUCUUGAGCACUGCUUGGGACGGCCUCUGGGCGGCCGCCGGCGCGAAAGUCCACGAAGUCUGCGGCAGUCCGCAGGAGCUUCGCUGCUGCGGGGCGUGGCCGCUUCCCGAGGAUGUCCUGGAGCCCGGAGCGGCGCCGCCUUUGUGCAGGUGUGGCCAGGUGGCUUUGCCUGGCGUGCGGCUCUUGGAUGAGGCGCCCUCCGCCGCCUGCUCCGAGCUCGAGGGCUUCUUGGCGCGGGUCCGCGGCGAGCUCUUAGUCCUGGAGCUGGGCUGCAAGCCUGGGUCGGAGGGCCGGCGCCGCGCAGAGGCGCUGGCAGGCCAUGGUCCGCCAGGCUGCACUACGAGGCUGCUGCGGGUGCAGCGCCGCUUCUGCGCGCUGCCGCAGGCGCUGCGAUCGUCCGGCUGCGGCGUGCCGCUGCGGUGCCGGGAGGCGCUCAAGCGUGUGGAGGCGCUCCUGCCGUUCACGGGUUUGGGCUCGUUCAUCUUCCAGGACAGCAGCGGGAGCGGCGGCGCGGAGGUCCGGGCGCCGAAGGAUGGCCCGCUGGGCUUUGCCUUCAGGAAAGCCCUGGCUGCAGACUCACGGCGGCAAGAAGAUGUGGAUGUGGCACAGCUGAUGUUCAAGGCCAACAGCGUGCUGCGUGAGCACCGGGUGGCGGACGUCGCGCCCGACAACGCCGUGCCCGAGGAGAUGUUCUUCCAAGAGCGAGACGCCACCCCGCCGGUGGUCCGCGUUUUCGUCAUCAACUUCACCUUCCACCAGAAGAAUGAUCUUCUGCAGCAGCGCGUCAGCCGGGUUUGGAGCCUCGUCAAGGACCUGGUGGAGGUCUACAGCACAGAGGAGUACCGCAAGAACUUCGAGGCCACAAGCGCGCAACCAAGCGCCGCGUGA
This is a messenger RNA of Effrenium voratum, 1356 nucleotides long. NCBI's taxonomy places the organism in Eukaryota, Dinophyceae, Suessiales, Symbiodiniaceae. The record is from the annotation of a GenBank genome assembly.